UUUUUUGUAUCUAUGGCGAUUUCGUUUGACAAUGUUAUAUUUGUCGCGUAGUUUGACAAAAAAAUUAAUUAAUAUCGAAGUCGGUGCAGCGAGAAUCUUCAAAUGAGGAAAGACGGAGAGACAUGGGGAGCCGAAAAAUUGGAAGCUCAGUUGGAAACCGCUCGCGAUGGACUUCGCGGUCUCGAGCGAAGUAUCCGUAAGAUUAUGGGCCGGGAUCUUCCUGACGGCGAGAGUGGACCGCUUCAGCCGCCUAGAAUAUCUCAAAAACGACCAUUACAAGAAGAUCGCCGGCGAGUUGUAACAGAUUUUGUGAAUAGUGAACUACCUGGAGGCAAGCGGCGAUGGCAAAGUUCCACUGCGGAGCCAAAAACAGUUUUCAGUAGACUAAGCGCCCGUGUUCCAUCCAAUGCUGAUGAUAGCGCUGAUGAAGAUGAUAGUGUUAUCAAGCCUGCUGUAUCAUCCAGAGUAAUAGCCACUCCUCGAGAAAUUCCUUCACGUCAAGAAGUUAUCAGACGAGAAAGAACAGAUGAGCGUAGUCGACAAAGAAAUAAACGUAUGUUUGGCGCACUCUUGGGUACUUUACAAAAGUUUAGACAAGAAGAGACUAAACUUAAGGCAAAGGAAGAUAAAAAAGCAGAAGUAGAAGCCAGAGUAGAAGAGGCUAGGAAACGAGAAAAAGAAGAGUUACGAAAAGAACGACAACAAUUAUUUUUGUCACGGAAACGACAAUUGGCUGAAGUACGCGUAUUGGAAGCAAAACUCGCACGUAGUCGACAGUUUCAAGAUUGGCGCAAUGCACAGUUACCUCUUGCUUCAUUUAUAAAAACACGUGCACAACCUUCCAUUUAUUAUGUACCAAAGCGCAAACAUCCACAGACAGAUAUGUUAUUAGUGCAAUCCACAAAAGAACUUUAUGAUGAAAUUGAAAGAAGAGAGAAAGCAUUGGUAGAAGAACUAAAUUUAAUAGAGAUGCAGGUAGGAUUAGGCAAAAACUCGCAAAACUUUGAAGCUUCUACAUCUUUACAUAUAAUAGAAGCUCCACGCUCGAUAGAAGAGGGUGAAGAAAAUCGAGAUCCCAAUCCAGAACAUAUUGAAGCUCCAAUAAUUGAUAAUGCUGAUGUUUCAAUGCAGACUAUAAUAAAUGAAAAUUUUGAUGAUAAUGAUAUGGAGAAAAAAGAAGAAGUACAAUUGGAUCAAGUUCAACAAGAUGAAAAUAAUGGCUAGUAUAAAAUUUGCUAUAAUAAACAAAGUUCUACAUACUUUUGGAUGAUUCAAUAAUAAAAUGAGGAUUUUCAUAAUAAGUAUGUUGCAUCUUCAUGUCUUCAAGUAUUUUAUGCUUGGAUAAUUAAAAAUAGUAUUUAAAAGAUUAAAAAUUUGUCAUCAUUUUAUGAUCAUAUAAACCAUAUAGCCCAGUCUUUAUAGCUCCUAGUCCAUUACUAUAGUCAUGUUGAAUUAUAACAUUAGAAAUAAGAAGUUAUAACUUUUUCUCACAAUAUAUCCAAAUGAAAUGAUUUUUUGUAUCUUUCAUGUUUGAUAAUAUAGAUUAAUAAAAUAUG
Molecule: messenger RNA, 1556 nt
Organism: Nylanderia fulva
Lineage: Eukaryota; Metazoa; Arthropoda; Insecta; Hymenoptera; Formicidae
Gene: Pnn
Product: desmosome associated protein-like protein pinnin
Cellular component (GO): catalytic step 2 spliceosome
Source: RefSeq, a predicted model, not a curated record